AUGGCUUCUGCGACAACUUUCUACGACUUUGAGCCCGUCGACAAAAAGGGUGACACUUACCCCCUCACCAACCUCAAAGGCAAAGUCGUCCUCGUCGUCAACACCGCCUCGAAAUGCGGCUUCACUCCCCAGUUUAAGGGCCUCGAGACCCUCUACCAAUCCCUCAAGUCCAAAUACCCCGAAGACUUCACCAUCCUCGGUUUUCCCUGCAACCAGUUUGGCGGCCAGGACCCAGGAUCCAACGAUGAGAUCCAAUCCUUUUGCCAGGUCAACUACGGCGUCACCUUCCCUGUGUUGGGCAAGCUGGACGUGAACGGCGACAAUGCCGCGCCUCUCUGGGAAUGGAUGAAGACCGAGCGACCCGGUCUCAUGGGCUUGAAGCGUAUCAAGUGGAACUUUGAAAAAUUCCUUAUCGACCCGGAGGGUAAGGUAGUCGGGCGCUGGGCUAGUACCACCAAGCCCGAGUCGCUGGAGGCUACCAUUGUGGAGGAGAUUAAGAAGGCAGAGCAAAAGGGUCUUUUGGCGUCCAAGGGAGAGGCUACUGAACAGGCCAAGUUGUCGUGA
This is a messenger RNA of Aspergillus wentii DTO 134E9, 564 nucleotides long. Its product is annotated as glutathione peroxidase. NCBI's taxonomy places the organism in Eukaryota, Fungi, Ascomycota, Eurotiomycetes, Eurotiales, Aspergillaceae. Gene Ontology annotation, molecular function: glutathione peroxidase activity. The record is from RefSeq and is a predicted model, not a curated record. Bases 1 to 564 code for a protein of 187 amino acids. The transcript is spliced from 2 exons. Gene Ontology annotation, biological process: response to oxidative stress.